Molecule: messenger RNA, 499 nt
Organism: Astrephomene gubernaculifera
Lineage: Eukaryota; Viridiplantae; Chlorophyta; Chlorophyceae; Chlamydomonadales; Astrephomenaceae
Source: the annotation of a GenBank genome assembly
AUCCGCUGCCGUAAGCUUGCUGGACUGUUCUAUACACAUUCGUUUAUUGCUUAGCAUAGCACUACGUUUUACCGGAGACCGUAGCUGCUUCAUUCCAGCCGAGCAGAAAUGAAUCAAGCGAAGCAGGCUCUCGGACUGCUGCGUGCCCCUGCCUCCCAGGGUGCUAUGCAGCAGCUGGUUGCGUCGACUUCGUUCGGAGCCCAGCAGUUCAGGCACAUCGGUGGAGACAAGAUUCCGGAGUUCUGGGGCAAGCCGUCCGCGUACACGGAGGGAACAGCCUUCCUGGGAACGCCUAAGAACCACCUUGACCUGAUCAAGAAGCGGCCACUGUCGCCUGAUGUGAUGGGCCUUGACGGCAAGCCCCACUACAAGAUGCCGCUGGGUGCCAUGAGCUCCAUCACGAACCGUGUGACGGGUGUGGCCCUGUCUGUUGGCUUCGCGGGUGCGGGCGUCUUCGCUCUGCGCGGUACCCUGGACUCCUGCGUCGCCACCAUUGCGG